This is a messenger RNA of Tribolium castaneum (red flour beetle), 2313 nucleotides long. Its product is annotated as serine/threonine-protein kinase TBK1. Gene Ontology annotation, molecular function: ATP binding; protein serine/threonine kinase activity. The record is from RefSeq and is a predicted model, not a curated record. The transcript is spliced from 3 exons. Lineage: Eukaryota; Metazoa; Arthropoda; Insecta; Coleoptera; Tenebrionidae. The coding region runs from base 126 to 2240 and encodes 704 amino acids. Gene Ontology annotation, biological process: peptidyl-serine phosphorylation. Gene Ontology annotation, cellular component: cytoplasm.
UCGGGCAAACGUCCGUCGUCCCAAAUCUGCGAAGUAACAUAACCUUAUUUUAUUUAUUUAUUUUUGUUUUUGUGUUGGGGAGUGUUUUACUUUGAAAUUAUUUUUUUUGGGCUUUAUUUUGUGUUAUGGUGUUUCUUAAUGGCAACAUUGGUAUAAUCCCAUCUGACAUGUCCGUCGGUUUGAGUGAAUCCCAGAAUUACAUCUGGAGCGACGACGAUUGUCUCGGAGAAGGCACUUUCGGUAAAGUUUUUCGUGGCAUACAUAAACGAUCGGGUGAUAAAGUCGCAAUAAAAAUUUUCAAACAUGUUAAUCAUCAAGUAUCACAAGAAACCAAAUUAUUGCAAUCAUUACAACACAAACAUAUCAUCCGAUUUUUCGCCACCGAAUUCGAGCUCUCCACCAAUAAAAUGGUCAUGAUUUUGGAAUUAUGCAACGGCGGAAGCCUCAUGAGCUACUUAAACGAACCCGAAAACGUUUGUGGAUUACCCGAUGAAGAAUUUCUACUCGUUUUCAAUCACUUAUCAGCGGGGUUGGAGUUUCUGAAGAGGCACGAUGUAAUUCACCGUGACGUCAAACCAGAUAAUAUAAUGCGUCAUGUGCUUGACGACGGUCAAACGGUUUACAAACUCGCCGAUUUCGGCACAGCUCGGGAACUCCCCGAGGGCCAAAACUUCACGUCCCUCCACGGCACGGAGCCCUACCUCCACCCCCAACUAUACAGGGUGUGCUUUUUCCAGGGGGGCAAUUGCACGCGUGAGUUUGGGGCGAACACGGACCUUUGGUCGAUUGGUGUCACGCUUUAUCAGACAGCAACCGGGAAUUUACCCUUUCUGGUGAUGGAUCGCCACGUGAUGCUUCGAAUUUACCACGAAAUGCAGGAAAAUGAAGGGAUCGUUUCGGCCAUUCAACAGAAAAAUUCCGACGAAGUUGUCUUCCAGAAAAAAUUACCGCGGAAUUGCCGCUUGAGUUGCGGGCUCAAACAAUUGAUAACGCCCAUAAUUGCGGGGGUUUUUAUACAGGAAAAGGGCAAGCAGUGGUCGUUUACGCAAUAUUACGAGCAAGUGGUUGACUUAGUUUCAAGGAAAGUAAUUAACGUUUUUUAUGUUAAUAAGAUGCGGCUGAUGAAGGUGUACAUAAAAUCGGAUGAAACGUUCAACACUUUUAAAUAUUAUGUUUCGGCACAGAGUGAGGUAGCUGAAGAAAAUCAGGUUUUUCUUUAUAAGGCUAACCUGAUUGUGAACACUUUUGAGGAUUUUUCCGGUGUUGACGAAUCGGAUUGUAUUUUUUUGUUUGAUCGGAGUAAUGCAGAGGUUGAGUCUACAAUCGAUGUUCAGUUAGUUUUUGAAAACCUUACGAAUUUUCCUAAUAAGUUUAUGUCAAGUAGCGAAUCUGAUGAUCAUAGACUUGCCUUCGUGACGUGUCGGGACUUGUGUCUUUGUAAAAAUGUAAUGGAUUAUCAGUCCAUUGUUUACAAGUAUUUUAGUAAUUUUAUCAAGGAUUUUAAUAGUUACUGUAAAGAGGAAACAAGAGAUCAACGGAAAAUGUACGACACGUUGUUAGAGAAAUCUUCACAGACUAAAAAUCGGGCUCAGAUUUUAAAACAAUUACAAAAUUUGAAUCACUCCAAUGACGAUUCAUUCCUCGAUAGGUUUGAAGAGAUUAGCGAUAAUUUUCUUUCUGAAACGGACAAAUUGUUCAACGAUUUGAGAAAUAUUAAAGCGGAUUUAGUUCCAAACACGUCACACGAUUCUUAUCUGAAAACGGUGUCUAAAGAACUUACCGAUAUGAAGCAGUUGAGAAAAAAAUUAUAUAAUGCACGAAUUAAUAAAAAAUUAUACGAUUUUGAAAAAAUUAAAAUUGUUCAUUGUGUGAGAACAAUAUUGGAAACUUUUACCGAUAAAAUGGACCCGAAUUUUGAUAGUUUUGUUAAUGAUAUAAAAAAUUGGUACAAAAAUGAAUUUUUUGCACAUGUGCGGACUUUAAGUACUUUGAAAAAACUACUUAAUCGUUAUAGAAGCGAUUUGAAACGAUUUGAGGACGAAAUUCAGGCCCGCAGUGACGACAACUUGAAAACUAUCGGCACUUUGGGACUCAAUAAAGAAAAAUUGUUUGAUAUUGUUGGAAAAUACAAAACUAAUAAUUUAGAUAUUAAGACACUUGUUGAGGAAAAUUUAAAAUUGGUUGAACAAAUGAAUGAACUGGUUGUGACGUUGAACUCGAAUUUAUCGACUGAUUUAUAACGUCUUGUUAAUUUUGUAAUUAGUUAAGUAUCAACAUGUGAUGUUUUGCAUAAUAAACAUUUAUUCUGUUUAA